Homalodisca vitripennis (glassy-winged sharpshooter) is the source of this 4454-nucleotide messenger RNA. RefSeq lists its product as uncharacterized. The transcript has 2 exons. Gene Ontology annotation, cellular component: nucleus. NCBI's taxonomy places the organism in Eukaryota, Metazoa, Arthropoda, Insecta, Hemiptera, Cicadellidae. The record is from RefSeq and is a predicted model, not a curated record. Bases 312 to 1190 code for a protein of 292 amino acids. Gene Ontology annotation, molecular function: transcription regulator activity.
CGCCGUGCCACUGCCACCUAGAGCAGAGUAGUCAGUCGCUCGCCGCGUCGGCCAGUCCGUCAGCUGAUCGUGUGUUGCUUCGCGUCGCGUCGUCUGCCACUACUACGUCAGUCUGGAUACCGCAUGACAUGUGAUGUGAACACCGCACCGACCAAACAUUAUUUUUUAUUUCUUUAUUUUGACUGUGUUUUGCUUGUGCAGUGAAACUGGAUACCGAUCACUGUUACAGGAUUUCCGAACCCUUCGAUUUCGACCUUGAAGGCUCCGCCCUAGCUCCCUUGUUGGACGAAGGAGCGCCAUCAGCCGCAGGGAUGAAGUCGAACGGAUUAAACCACAACAGCUCGACCAAAGAGGACGACGACGACAUGUUCGGGGCCCCGAGGAGUUACACCGCGAGCUUCUGCGGAAGUAGACCCAACAGGCCUACGAUGAUCAGUGCCAAGUACCGCCAGAAGGAAGAGCGCCGCAAGGUCUUGAAGAUCUCGAUCAACAAGCUCAAGAAGAUAGAGGACCCCGAGAGUUCCCUGAGAAGAUCUGUCCUGAUUAACAACACCAUGAGAAAGUUACAGCGUGAGUCCAGAGAGGAGAAGUUGAACAAACAGCAAUCGUACAGAUGUUAUACCGCUGAUCUGUUCAAAGAGGAUGAAAACGCCAUCGACCUUUUGUCCACCGCCACAACCACCACCUCGAGUCCUCUGAGGACCUCCGACCAGCUUGUGGACAUCACCAACCUGCCCGAGUCCAACCACAAGGCCGCCGUGACGAAAAGUGUGGAAGACAGUUUAGGUUGUGACGAGUCAAUGCCCGAACUCAUGGACACUUUGUUAUCUCCCGAAGAAGUGACCCCUUCCAGUCGUUGUGCCGCCGGAAGAAAGAGAUCCCUGGACGAAGUGGACGAUUGUGACGUCCAGGACGUCUUGAGCCAGUUCUACCUGCCGCCCACUCCCAGGAUGGUCACGUCGCUGGACGAGGAUGAAGAGGAAGAACUGAACGUGGUCGACCUGGAUAUGCCGGAGAAAAGGCCGCGCUUGGAGGGUCAGUCGGCUGCUGAUAGACUUAGGGAGACCCCCGCUACCUGUGUCAGUGAGAGAAGGUUAAGUGACUCCAGUUAUUCCUGUGGUCACUCUUCCAUCUUCAAUGAACUCCAGUCUGUUGUGUACCAUAGCUUGAUAGCCUCUCUGGAAACGUAGCAUUCAUUUUGGAACUAAUCCUUCGCCCUCGUACUUAUGUUCAGAGGCAGUCUUUCAUAGUGAGUUUCAAUGUGUUGAAUGAGGUUUGUUGUGAUACAUUUUAUUGCUUAGUUUAAGAUUGUUACACUCUACUAGAAAUUUUAGAAAUAAUGUUAAGGUUCUUUAAUUUGUUGUUUUUAAAAGAACUUGUAUAGUCAGGGGGGGUUGUGAUUUUAUUUUAUGUGCUUUAUAAAAAAAAAUUUAAGACUAAAAAUGUAGUAUAGAAAGUAUUCAACCAAUGCUUGAUUACUUAAAAUUUAUUCAUUUAAUUUCCGCAAACCAAAUUGUGCCAGAAAGAAGAAUACUAGAACAAAUCACUGAGAAAAAAGUAUCCCUUAUCAAACCUCAGCUUAAAACCCUUUGGAAGACUGCCUCUUUCUUUUUAUUUUAUAUCAGCUCAAAGGUGCACCUUGCCCAUUUUUAUAUGUUUUCUUUACCACAAUAACUGUAUACAAUGUGUUAAAAUAGUUUUUGUUUACUUAAAUAUUUGUAUUCCCCCAUGCCUUAUCCUAGGGAACACCAUUUCUGAGGAAAUUACUAUUAGAUUUAAUUUAUACAAGUGAAAUUAAACUUCAAUAGUCCUUUGGAUUAUUGUUCAAUUAGGCAUUGUGUGAAUUAAAUGUUAACUUAAUUGAAAUUACUUGUACCAUCAGCUUCUACUGCAAUAUCAUAUGUGUGUAAAUCGAUUUUAAUUUUGGUUUUACAUACUUAUGAUACUACUUGUAUGUUUUGAGAUGAUGAAGUUUAUCUUCAUGCCAGUAAAAACAAAUCUCAAUUGUGUCAAACUGAAGAGUUCCAGAAAAUUCUUAAGUAAAAUAAAAUUAUUAAAUCAAUAGACUAAAUUAAGUCGUCUCACAAGUGCCUCCCUCUUGACAUUCAUGGAGUAUUCUCAUUCUUUUGUUACAUUAAAAUGGAAACAAUAUAUUGGCUCUUUAACGAUCUGUGAUUGUUGUAUCUGAAAGGGAACAAAGUUCAAAUGUAACUUUAUUUGUAGAAGCUGCUGAUACAUACUGUAUUUUUAUUUGAUGUUAACACAAAUUCCUAGUUAGCCUAUUAAAAGUGCCCUGGUGUCUAUAUAAAAUAUAUACAAUGUAUAUAUAUAUAUGAAAAUAUAAAUGAGUGUAGAGUGUAAAAUAAGUGUAUAUAUUUGUAUAUUUUUGGUACACUUUCCUGCAGUGAAUUGGAAAGAUAGUAUUUAAAGUAAUUCUAAAAAUGAAAGAUUCUAAAGAAACAGUAUGUUAAUGGAAUUUUCAUGAUAGAAGCUAUCCGCUGAUCCAGAUUUUUCUUUCUGUUUUCCUUGGAAAGUGGACCAAGAGCAAGGCUGUUAGUGUUUUUUCUCACGCUUGGAGUACCUAGGGGCUCCCCAUUUUGCGGACCAUCUCAUUGUUUAGAUGACUUAGUGAAAUGGCUUUCAAUGUCCAUUUUGAAAAUAAAUCAUAGUUAUUUUUUGAAAUUGCAGAAAGUAACUACGAUUUUGUAGUCAUUAGCCGUUUUUAAUUGUUGCCUUUUUUACUGUGGAUAGCAUUUUCCAAUAUGAGAUGUGUAUUUUUGAUCAUUGAUAGAUUUCACUCGAAUAUUUUUUCUUUUUGGAAGGUGCCUAAAACACGAAUCUGUACAGAAAGUAAAGUGAAAGGACAAAGUGUGUGGUAUUUGUUUAGGCCUAGUGCCGUUAUUUUCUCAUUUAUGAACUGAGCCGAGCUCUUUCACGAUACCUAUGAAGGAAUCACUGAAUCACUGAACCACUGUGGGUAUUCAAAACUUGUGCAUUUGUCACUCUAAAACGUUGUUGAAGCAAUAUUUUCCAACGUAGUUUUUGACAUUGUGUUUGUGUUUUAAUGUUAUUUUAAGUUGAGUAUUAUAAUAGCAUAAGUAUGUCAUUCGUUUUGAAAGUUUUUGUUAACAUUACCGAUUAAAGGAUUAAGCAAUGUUGAUGUUAGCAUACUAAAUAAUGUUUUGGUUUGUCAACAACCCAUGAUACCCUAUAUACUGAAAUCUUCAUAGAUAAUGUUACUUUGAAAUAAUAAAGAUGAAAGAAACUUGAAGACUUCUUAGUGUUUAAAUCACCUAUAAUAUAUAUUGGACAUUCAGCAACCAAAAUGUAAUAAAGCCUAAUUGUAAUUUAAAAAAUUGAUAGUGAAUUUUAUUUUUUAAGUGUAAUAACACUCUAUUUCAUAUUGUGUGAUACUUUAUUAUCAACAGUACUAAUGGCAUAUCCAGGAGGGGGAAUGAAAGCAUAAGUAAGUAAUUAAUUUGGAAACGUUUUGUUUGCAAAGGACUAGGCAAUGUUGUUGUUAACAUUUUGCAUAAAACAUUAUUAACAACUCGUUAAUGAGGCCUCAUGAAGACUCCAAAGUACAAUCAAAGAGAAAAAGUGAUUCCUAAAACAAUCAGUUGACAACCAUCUGGUUUAUAUGUGAUAUAACUUAAAUAAUACGUUUUUGCAGGGUGUAUUCUGUGUGCAAAAUUUUUUUACUGCUUUUUGCUGUGUAUUCGGUUUACUGUGUUAAAACACCUUGUAAAUCUCCUCUUUGAAAGUCCUGGCUAUGCCACUGAACAGAACUUUAUUACAAUAUGGGUAUUAUGAAUUCAUAUAGAACCAACAAGAGCAAUAAUGAACAUGCUUGUGUAAUCCAGGAGCAAUAUAAAAAAUAACAAUAACAAUUUAUUCAACGAAUAAAAUUGAAUCGAAACUUUACCAUUGUUAUAUUUUAUGUAAAUCAAGUGUGUUAUUAUUUUUCUUUUGCAAUGUUAAUUAUUUCAGUGUUUUAUCUUUUGGUUGUUACUCGUUAAAGUCAUUUUGGCUUAAUUUUAUAGCUUAAGUGGUUAAUUUACAAGUCUGUACAAUACGUUAUCCAUUUACCCAAGCUUUUAAUGAACAGUGAUUCAGUGCAAUUUUCUAUCCCCCUUUCCCCCACUCUUCCAACUCCUCUUAUAGCAUUCUGUGAUAUGCGCCUAGACAGCACUCUUCUAUUGUGCUACCCUUGCAUCUUUCAAUUUUGUAUAGUUCUGUCAAUUUAUCAUAUAUUUUGUUUCAAUACUGUAUAUUUUUACAAUGGAUUCAUUUAACUAUAGCCUAUUGUACAGAAAGACUUUAUUAAGUACCAAAAUUUAAAUGGUUACCGACGAACAAACCUGUAUAGUAAUUUGAUCGUCACAAUAUUAAUAUUAUGUUAAAUAUUGCAUAUACCAAUAAUUAUAUGACAUUAAAAGUACCUGCAAAAAGCA